UCUACCAUGGCUGAAGUUGUGCUGGGCCACAUUUGUGAAGACCAGAUUAUAUGCUCAAUAUGCCUGGAAAUUUUUACUCGGCCUGUCUCUACCCCGUGUGGCCAUAGCUUUUGCACGGCAUGCAUUGAGGAAUUCUGGAAUCGGAGAGAGUACUACACGUGCCCUCUGUGUGAGAAGGUAUUUGAGAAAAAGCCUGAAUUGUGUGUAAACAGAGUGCUGGCUGAAAUUAUUGACAACUUCAAGGAGACCUCACUGAUUAGUUCUCAGGAGAAGUAUGCCGGUCCUGGAGAAAUUGAGUGUGAUUUCUGCAUCCAAAGACGAUUCAGAGCUGUGAAAUCCUGCCUGACCUGCCUUGCCUCUUAUUGUGAGGCUCAUGUUAGGCCCCACUAUGAAGGAGCUGCGUGGAAAAGUCACAAACUCGUGAAUCCAAGUAAAAACUUGCAAAAAGAACUUUGCCCCAAGCAUCAGAAAGCCAUGGAGCUCUUCUGCCAAACGGAUCAGGAGUACAUCUGCUUAUUGUGCAUGAUGGAUGAGCACAAGACCCAUGAUGCUGUCACACUGGACACCAAAAGAGCAGAGAUGCAGUGUCAGAUUGAGACAACACAGGAAAAAAUCCUGCAGCGAAUUCAAGAAAGACAGAAGAAAAUAGAGGAGCUGAAGCAAGUGAUGCUGAAGAUCAAGAAAUUUGCAGGUACAGAAAUUUGGGAAAGUGAGAAGAUUUUUACUGAGUUAAUCUCUAGUAUUGAGAAAUCUUGCGACAGAUUCACUGCGCUCAUCAGAGAUCAGGAAAGGACUGUGCUAAAAAAGACAGAGGAACUCAUGCAUCAAUAUGAAGCUGAAAUCAAUGAGAUGAAAAAGAAAAAAUUAGAGCUGGCAGAUAUUUUAAAGACAGACAAUCAUCUCCAUUUUCUGAAGAACUGUACAACUCUUUGUAUCCCUGAUGAAGACAAAAAACUUUCCAACAUUUCUAUGUGUAUGACAUCCCCAUCCACGGCUUUACGCAAGGAACUUUCUGAACUUAAAAAUUACGCAAAGGAACCCUUCAACUUAGAAUUCAUACAAAUUAUUCAGACAGGGUCCGAGGAUGAACCACAUAACCAUAGAUCUACAGAGCCAAAAACCACCGAAGAAAUAAAGAAGUGUAAACAAGAACUGGGUGCCCAGCACAUUUCAGAUUUUAAGACUGCAGAUAAGAUCAAAAAGAGGACAGAAGAUGAAUUGGAGAGUGUGCAGCCACCAGAGCCCAAGAACAGAGAUGACUUCUUGAAGUAUUUAUGCCAUCUUAAAAUGGACACGAAGACUGCACACAGAAGGCUUUGCAUAUCUGAUGAUAACAAAAAAGCAACACUGAAGGGAAAUGGACUGCCAUGCUCUGAUCACCCUGAGAGUUUUGACUGCUAUUGUCAAGUGCUUUGCCAAGAAGGCCUUUAUGGUGGUCGCUUUUACUGGGAGGUGGAGUGGAGUGGGGAAGAAACAACUAUUGGUGUUGCCUACAAAAGCAUCCAAAGGAAAGGAAAUGAUGGUGAAUGCGCCCUUGGGUUCAACAACACGUCAUGGAGUUUAUUCUAUUCUGAUUCCUGUUACUCUGCCUGGCACAAUAAUAGAGUAACUCCAGUAACUGCUAACCGUUGCUCCAGGAUAGGGGUGUAUCUGGACUGGCCAGAUGGCACCCUGUCAUUUUACAGUGUCUCAAAAACAAUGACACUUCUACACACCUUCAAAACAAACUAUACUGAACCACUAUACCCGGCAUUUGGAGUUGGGAGCAGCAUAGAAAUCUGUUCAUUGAAAGACGAAUGAGCAGUAAUCAAUCAUAAGGAAAGACAUUGUGUCAUUGAUGUUGAACUUUGACAAAACUUGGAAAAUCUGUUGAAAUGUAUGGGAAACAAUUAUAUAAGGUGGUGAUAUCUACUGGGAAGGAUUAAGCAAAACAAUCUUUAAGAUGCAAGAGAGAUAAAGUGAACUUAUUCAUAUGUGGAAGUGCUUUCUGUGGUGUCCUAAUUUUACUUGCCUUGUGUAUAUAUAAUUACUUCUCUAAUUAGAGUUUUCGCUGUUUAUUUGUUGUAUAUACUAUUAUACUCAGUGGCCACUUCAAUAGGCACCUGCUUGUUAAUGCCAAAAGCCUGCUCAUUCAAACAGCCAGUCUCAUGGCUUCAUCUCAGCAUACAUGCAUUUAUGGUCAAGAGAUUUAGCUGUUGUUUGAUCAAACAUUACAAUGGCCAAAGUCCAGUGGCUUGACUGCUACCAGAAGUAGUGGUUCUAGUAGUAGACUUUAGUGGCAUUACAGUAUGUGGGUAAAAACACGUUGAUACUGAAAGAGAGCAGAGAAGCUAUCAACACAGAUGCUCAAAUUAUGGCCCACUAAAGCAGUGGUGUGUGGAAGGGCAUCUUUGAACACACAACACACCUGACCUUACAGUGAAUGGGCUGCUGCAGCAGAAAAAGAUCAUGCUGGGUUAGAUGUGUUGCCCAGUCUGUGCAACUUCAAUUACAGAUAGGCUUAACUUUUUUAAAUACAGCCUAACAGAUGUUAUUUUGACCCACCUUAACUCAACUGAUAGACCCUCAUUAGAACACUAGAAUAUUAGAAAAAAUCUGAUGAGAACAAGCAAUCCAUCCAUUAUCCAACCCGCCAUAUCCUAACUACAGGGUCAUGGGGGUCUGCUGGAGCCAAUCCCAGCCAA
Molecule: messenger RNA, 2684 nt
Organism: Polypterus senegalus (gray bichir)
Lineage: Eukaryota; Metazoa; Chordata; Cladistia; Polypteriformes; Polypteridae
Product: tripartite motif-containing protein 16-like
Exons: 8
Coding region: 7-1800 (597 amino acids)
Molecular function (GO): zinc ion binding; protein binding
Source: RefSeq, a predicted model, not a curated record